Molecule: messenger RNA, 900 nt
Organism: Puccinia triticina
Lineage: Eukaryota; Fungi; Basidiomycota; Pucciniomycetes; Pucciniales; Pucciniaceae
Exons: 9
Coding region: 1-900 (299 amino acids)
Biological process (GO): carbohydrate metabolic process
Molecular function (GO): hydrolase activity, acting on carbon-nitrogen (but not peptide) bonds
Source: RefSeq, a predicted model, not a curated record
AUGGUUUCAACCAGUCUAAUCCUGCUGGUACUUCUGGUCCAAAGGCACCAUUCCUCCUUUGCCUCAAGUGAUUCUGCUGGUAAUUCAAAGUAUCUCAACGCAAAUAGCGACUUCCGGAUACCAAGCAUUAGCACGAAUUCAAAUCACGAUUAUUCGUUGCAUCUGAGCAAUCUUACUGCUAGAGCUGGUCCGGCUGUUCCAAUUUAUAAUACCUGCAGCACGCCUGGAUCCUUUUCACUCACUUUCGAUGAUGGACCAUCGCAAUUCAGUUCGAGAUUGGAUGCAAACUUAGCUGCGGCUAAUUUCAAAGCCAGUUAUUUCAUCAACGGAAAUAAUAUCGGCUGUAUUUAUGACUUCGCCGACCUCUUAAUUGAUAGGUUUGGAAAAGGGCACUUAAUUGCGAGCCAUACCUGGUCGCAUGUCCAUUUAAACCAGGGCAGUUACCAACAAAUUUCCCAGCAGCUGGAAUUACUCGAGAACGCUAUGAUAAAAAUCUUGGGAGUCAAGCCGCUAUAUUUUAGACCCCCUUUUGGCGAAUUCAACGACCUUGUGCUACAGGUUUUGCAAGACCGAGGCUACAAGGGAUUGAUUCUAUGGUCACAAGAUUCAAAGGAUAGUUUGGCGUCACCACCCAGCUCUUCUGAAAUAAUAGAGAGUUAUCGAUUUUAUCCCGAACAAACCAACGUAUUGAAUCACGAAACUACCGCGCUUAUGGUUGAUGAAGUCAUACCCGGUGUCGUCCCGAUUCUCAAGGAAAAAGGAUUCAACCUGCAAACGUCGCCUGAUUGCUUAGGUCUGGGGUCAAAUCCAAGUGAUUGGUAUGUUUCGGUUCAACAACCGGGAUCCAGGGAUGAAUCUUGGACUUGCAAUGGUACACCAACAUCUGAAAGCUACGUAUAA